This is a messenger RNA of Sardina pilchardus (European sardine), 2044 nucleotides long. Its product is annotated as leucine-rich repeat transmembrane neuronal protein 4. Bases 2 to 2044 code for a protein of 680 amino acids. The record is from RefSeq and is a predicted model, not a curated record. Gene Ontology annotation, molecular function: protein binding. The transcript is spliced from 3 exons. NCBI's taxonomy places the organism in Eukaryota, Metazoa, Chordata, Actinopteri, Clupeiformes, Clupeidae. Gene Ontology annotation, cellular component: extracellular matrix.
CAUGGGUUCGGCCAUGCGGCGGCGCUGGUUCAUGGUGCCCCUGCUGCUGGUGCAGGCGUGGCUGUCGGCGUUGCCGUGCCUUGGCGAGCGGCCGUGUCCCAAGAGCUGCCGCUGCGACGGCAAGAUCGUCUACUGCGAGUCCAGCGCCUUCCGCGACGUGCCCAAGAACCUGUCCGGCGGCUGCCAGGGCCUGUCGCUGCGCUACAACAGCCUGGCCGGCCUGCGCGCCGGUCAGUUCGUGGGCCUCAACCAGCUCAUCUGGCUCUACCUGGACCACAACUACAUCGCCAGCGUGGACGCGCGCGCCUUCCAGGGCAUCCGGCGCCUGAAGGAGCUCAUCCUCAGCUCCAACAAGAUCACGCAGCUGCACAACACCACCUUCCACCCGGUGCCCAACCUCCGCAACCUGGACCUGUCCUACAACAAGCUCCAGGCACUGCAGCCCGGUCAGUUCCAGGGCCUGCGGAAGCUGCUGAGCCUGCACAUGCGCUCCAACUCGCUCAAGAACAUCCCCGUGCGCCUCUUCCAGGACUGCCGCAACCUGGAGUUCCUGGACCUGGGCUACAACCGGCUGCGCAGCGUCACGCGCAACGCCUUCUCGGGAUUGGUCAAGCUGACGGAGCUGCACCUGGAGCACAACCAGUUCUCCAAGAUCAGCUUCUCGCUGUUCCCGCGCCUCUACAACCUGCGCGCGCUCUACCUGCAGUGGAACCGCAUCCGCUCCAUGAACCAGGCGCUCACCUGGACCUGGACCUCCCUGCUGAAGAUGGACCUGUCCGGCAACGAGCUCCAGGAGAUCGACCCCGAGGUCUACCAGUGGAUGCCCUCGCUGCACACCCUCAACCUGGACUCCAACAAGCUGGUGAACGUGUCGGCCGAGGCGGUGGCCAACUGGGUGUCGGUGUCCACCAUUAGCCUGGCGGGGAACAUGUGGGACUGCGGCCCGGCCGUCUGCCCCCUAGUGGCCUUCCUGAGGAACAUCAAGGGCGCCACCAAGGAGAUCACCAUGAUCUGCGCCUCGCCCAAGGAGCAGCAGGGGGAGAAGGUGAUGGAGGCCGUGGAGUCCAACGGGGUGUGCAAGCUCGCUCCGACCGCCUCCGCGCCGACUGCGGCCCGCACCCCCGCCGAAACCGAGCCGCGACCCAACACGGCCCUCACCUCCUCCGGCCACGGGAGGAAGGCGGCCGAAGCGGGGACCCCCUGGGUGUUGGCCACGCCGUUCCCCCCGACCCAGUCGUCUCCUCCUCCGCCGCCGGCGCUUGACCAGGACCUGGAGCCCGUGUCCUUCCACAAGAUCGUGGCGGGCAGCGUGGCGCUCUUCCUGUCGGUGGCCAUGAUCCUGCUGGUCAUCUACGUGUCGUGGAAGCGCUACCCGAGCAGCGUCAAGCAGCUGCAGGAGAACUCGGCGUCGGCGCGGAAACGGCGGAAAAAGGCCCGCGAGACGGAGAGCACGCUCAGCUCUCCGCUGCAGGAGUACUAUGUGGACUACAAGCCCGCCGGACCCGAGAGCAGCGACGUGCUGGUCAACGGAACCGGACCCUGCGCCUACUCCGUCUCCGGCUCACGCGAGUGCGAGGUCCCUCACCAGAUGAGCACUCUGGCGUUCUAUCGGUAUGAGCAGCCCAUCGUGGACUACUGCCAGGCCCACCAGCCCAUGCGUCUGCACGUGGGUUACGAGGGCCCACCUCAGUGCGCGCCCCAGGGCAUGGAGCCCCUGGAGCAGCUGGGCGUUCCCCCGCAGCACUCCGCGGGGCACGGUCCCGCGCGUACCGCAGUGCCAUCCAGACCGUGGCGCUGCCAGCCAUCCCGCCCGUGGGCACCCCGCUCGCACCCCCGACCACGCUGCGCUCCAACGCGGGGCGUCGCCGACACCCCCAGCGUCCGCUACCCCCACCACCGAGCGCCAGACGUCCACCCUCACCUUCGGACGCUAGCGCGCCGUGCGCUAAGAGGGGGUCGCCACGACGACGAUGACGACGACAACGGGGCUGAGGACGAGAGUGGACGAGAGUGGACGAGAGUGGACGAGAGAGGACGGGAGUGA